Molecule: messenger RNA, 3381 nt
Organism: Paralichthys olivaceus (Japanese flounder)
Lineage: Eukaryota; Metazoa; Chordata; Actinopteri; Pleuronectiformes; Paralichthyidae
Gene: cd44b
Product: CD44 molecule (IN blood group) b
Biological process (GO): inflammatory response; positive regulation of ERK1 and ERK2 cascade; cell adhesion
Cellular component (GO): basolateral plasma membrane; plasma membrane; macrophage migration inhibitory factor receptor complex
Molecular function (GO): cytokine receptor activity; hyaluronic acid binding
Source: RefSeq, a predicted model, not a curated record
CUGCGUCUCUCGGGCACAGAAUAGAAAAGUUGGGGUAAAGUCUGAGUCAGCUCCAGGAACGAACAGACACUCACAGCUACUCCCUCCACAGUACCAGUCCUCCCUCUCUCUCUCUCUCUUUUUUUUUUUUACUGCUCUCUCACUCAUUCAGUCUCUCUCUUUCACACACAUACACACACACAUACACACACGCGCACACACACACACACACACACACACCACUCCUGGCAGAAGGAAGACAGGACCACAGGAGAACUGUUACACACCUUUACUACCAGAUAGUCACCCAUUCAUCGCCAGACGCUUUGCCCAGGAUGUGGAUGCUUCUCUUGGGGGUCACCUUUGGAUUACUGGCCUCGUCCAGGUCAGAGCAACUUCAAGUGAACUCUCGGAGCUGCAGCUAUGCCGGAGUAUUCCUGGUUGAGGGAAACGACCGUCACUCCCUCAGCUUUGCCACAGCACUAAAGGUGUGUGAGCAGCUCGAGACCACUAUGGCAAGUCCGGAACAAGUAGAAGAGGCCUACGCCAAAGACAUGGAAACCUGCAGGAACGGCUGGAUCAACAAUGGGAGCAUUGCCAUCCUCAGACACUCGCACCAUGAACUCUGUGCAAAGAACAUGAGCGGCUUCAUUGUUCAUCUAUACUUUAGACCAGAUGAACUCUUUGACGCCUACUGCUACGACGACAAAGUUGGGCCUGAGAAGAACUGUGAAAAAGCCUUUAAAUCCACUGGACAUUUACCAUCAGAUGAACCAGCUGAGCCCUCACCACUGCCUCAGAUCCCAACAAUAUCAGGCGAUGCAGAGCCAGGGUCCACUCUCCAGUCACAACCCAAGGACCCUUCUGAUAUUGAGGGUGGUGACAUCACAGCAGCUCUCUGGGAAUUGACCACAGUCAUCACCACUAAUCCCACAGAACUGAGUGCAGAGGAUCCAAAGGCUCCCACACCCGACCGGGCUGUGGAUGAAAACCCCCUUGGUGGGAGUGAGAACAGCACGGGGGUGCUCCCUUUCACUCUCGAGGACCUCGACCAGUCCACUGGAUCUGGGAUGACGCCAGUCGUCUCUGAGGACGAAAGAGUCUCUCCGACGGCCCCUGUUGGAGAGCCAAGGAAACCACAGGCUCCCAGUGAAAAUGGGGAGACUGGGGGCACAGAGCCUGAAAGAGAUGACGUCACCAAAAAGCCUCCACAACAACCAAAUGGCAAAGGACAGGUUCAGGGUCCUGAUGAGCCGGAAAAUGACCAAAAGGAGGGCAGCACUUCACUGGACUGGCUGGUAAUCAUUGGGGUGAUUGUGGCAGUUGCUGCUAUUCUUUUCGUAUGUGUAGCUGUUGCCAAAAGAAACAGUUUGUGCAACAAACGACAGACGCUGAUGAUCACGUCCAAGGAUGGUGGCGAGGGGAACGGCGCCACAGCAUUGGCAUCCAGCUCCCAGGAGCGAGAGCAGGAGAUGGUGACCCUCAUGAACAAGGAGAAGAUCCAGGAGAACGGCAACACAGAGGAGUUCACCGUCAUCACGCUAGAGGAGUCACCGGAUAAAGAGCAGCAGGCAUGAGGCGGGAGUCGUGGAAUUUGAAGGCGAAGAGGGAGAGCGUGAGGCGAAGGGGGAGAGAGUAUAGACAGACGUGGGUUGGGGGCUUCAAACACUGGAACCACUUUGGUGAUCAGCAAUGAAUGGAGGCUGAGUGUGUGUUACUAUAGAACGAUUGUGUUACUAUAGAACAAUUGUCUAACUUAAGUGUUUUGGGUCUGAAGCUGUUGCCCCUCAGAGAGGACCAGGUCUUUUCAAAUGUGCAGCAUUUAGUUUGUGUUGUAUCCCAGAUGGUGACCUUCAUGUGGUGAGCCUUAGUUCAGAAUGAAUGAAUGCUGAGCACGGUGGGGUGUCAUGCGCGGGUGCGUAGCAGGGUGUGCAAGUGCGUUUCGUGUCUUGUUCUUUGUGUUUGUUAGAGUUGUGCGCUUGUGAGUUGAUGACGGGGCUGGAGAGGCAUGGGUUUAAAGGGGGGGGGGGGUCAUUUGUGACAAACAUAUUAAUUACAGAUUAUUCUCUUUGUAAUAGAAUUGGUGAAUCCUAAAUGUAGGAAGUCGAUGAUGAAAAUUUUGUUAUUUUAUUUGAGAUUCUGCAGACAGGAAAAAAAAGAAUUUUCAUGUGUUUUCAUUUUGUUUGCUGAAUGUUGUAACCUUGUGUAUAUUUCAGACGUUGCCUGUGGACUGAAGCUUGUUUUUAUUCCGAAAAAUAUAAGAAAAAAACCUGAGGAUUAAUACCUAAUUUAUGCAUCUUUCAGUCCCCUUUUUCUUUGGUCUUUGUAUAUAAAGUACAUGUUUGGAAAUGCCUUAGCAUUAGAUGCCCAUGCUUUCUUUCUUUUCUUUUUUUGGCAGGUUGGGGCUUUAUAUCCCCUUUAAAUAGAAGAAUGUGUUAAUUUAGAAAUUUAAUUCAAUCAGACAAAGUACCCCUGAGGUAAAAAUGGAUUUUGCAAUAUUGAGUAUUGCAUGAAUCAACUUGAUCAUCCAAGAUAAUAUGGUAUAAAUUUAUUUUGAUUCCUUGAUGUUAUCCUGAGGAUAAGCAGAACAAUUAUCAUGAUGUGUAUGAAAACACAGUGUGUACUUUGAUCAGGGGGGAAACAAGCAAAAGAUUUGAAUUGAAUCAGUAGCAGAUAGAUCAUUUUGUAAAUGCGAGGUUAUUAACUGAGAUGCGCAAUAUCAUAUAUGAUAUUCAGCAUCAACUAAAUAUCACAUGAUGCACAGCCCAUGUGCUGCAAAGACUUGACAAUGUAAAGGUCUUCUUCUAUUGAAAUGUUUUCUGAUCGGAGAUGAGGGGAUGAUGGAGCUUGUGUUCUGGUCUCAACAAACCACUCACAGGGAAAUGCUGCAGUUUUUUGCUACUGACCUUCUCAUUGGCUAAAUAUAACAUACAUUGUGUCACAUCAGUUUUAUUCCUGGUUUGACCACUUGUUUUUUUUCUGGUGUAAAGCUGAACUGUAAACACAUUUUGGUUGUUUCAUUGUCGCUCCUGCUGUUUGCUCUUUUAUCAUUCAUUCUGACGGGAAGUAGCAGCCGUAGUCGUGUAGGCAGGUUUCAUGACCAAUUAACAAAAGAUGUUGCUGGUUAAAAAAAAAAAGAUUUGUGAAGUCAUGAACGAAAUAAACGUGUAUAGAAAGAGAUGGAAUGUGGUGUUCACUCACUGAUUGCUCACUGUGAGCCAAGACAAAGGCGAGCGAGUGAAUGGCAUGACAGGGGAUGCGAAUUGUGACGUUGCCCCCCCGCCCUCCGCCCCAACAUAAGAAGAAGUGAGGUUUCCAUGGCACCGGGGUCGUGAUGAGAGAACACGCUAACACAGAAUACAAAGACGGCCAUUUUGAAAGAGUUAAACUGCAUGCAGCUCA